Molecule: messenger RNA, 204 nt
Organism: Schistosoma guineensis
Lineage: Eukaryota; Metazoa; Platyhelminthes; Trematoda; Strigeidida; Schistosomatidae
Source: the annotation of a GenBank genome assembly
CAAUCAAAUAUUAGAAUAUUAGAACAAUUUAUUGUUUCAUAUUUACGAUCAAUCAAAUUGCAUGGACAAGAAUAUUUCAUAACUUUGCUAGAAGUUUUCAUACUUCGAGAUUGUCCACAACAGUCGAAUAAUAGACUAUUGCCAAUUGUUUACCUUAUUCAAAAAGAUUCAAUGUUUGAAGUUAGUUUAAUCUUGAAAACUUAG